This is a messenger RNA of Jatropha curcas, 1461 nucleotides long. The record is from RefSeq and is a predicted model, not a curated record. Lineage: Eukaryota; Viridiplantae; Streptophyta; Magnoliopsida; Malpighiales; Euphorbiaceae.
ACACAAAAUUGAGUUGAAACGACAGCAUAAAUUCACUGUACGGUCCCUUCCCGAUAUGGGAAUGUCAAUCUGGCAGUUAACAAUUUACUGAUAGCACCAGAUCACUCGUGUCGGCAAUUGGUGUACUCCACUAACUACCAACGCUAAACUUGUGACUACACUUUAUCUUCAACGUAGCACACCAAAAUAAAGCAGCUGAGACUAAACUUGCGAAAAGCUGCAGACUUUGAAGGAAGACUGGUUCACGACAAUAUAGUAAAAUAUAGAUUUGGAGGAAAAUGUGGUUUUUUAGGAGGAAAGGACCAUCUGGGUUUUCAUCAUCUUCAACAGCUGAGGAAGUUACACAAGGGAUUGAUGGGUCUGGUCUCACUGCCAUUGUCACAGGAGCAUCUAGUGGUAUUGGCACUGAGACUUCAAGGGUACUUGCAUUACGUGGUGUCCAUGUAAUUAUGGCAGUAAGGAAUAUGGCCGCUGGAAGAGAUGUCAAAGAAGCUAUAGUAAAGGAAAUCCCCUCUGCCAAAAUUGAUGCCAUGGAGUUGGAUCUCAGUUCCUUUAUGUCUGUGAGGAAAUUUGCAUCAGAUUUCAAUUCCUCCGGUCUUCCAUUGAACAUCUUAAUUAACAAUGCAGGAAUCAUGGCAACACCAUUCAAGCUUUCCAAAGACAAUAUUGAACUACAGUUUGCAACAAAUCACUUAGGUCACUUUCUUUUGACAAAUCUUUUAUUGGAGACUAUGAAGAAAACUGCAAAUAAAAGUAAAAGAGAAGGACGAAUUGUAAAUGUCUCAUCAGAGGCUCACCGUUAUCCUUAUCCUGAAGGAAUUCGUUUUGAUAAAAUCAAUGACGAGUCAGGGUAUAGCAGUUUUCGUGCCUAUGGUCAAUCAAAGCUUGCAAAUGUGCUGCAUGCUAAUGGGCUCAGUUGGCGUUUAAAGGAAGAUGGGGUCAAUAUAACGGCAAAUUCACUUCAUCCAGGAGCAAUUGUCACCAAUCUUUUCCGUCAUAUGGGCAUUAUCAAUGGCGUGGUAGAUGCAGUUGGUAAACUCGUGCUUAAAAAUGUUCAACAGGGUGCUGCAACAACAUGUUACGUGGCAUUGCAUCCGCAAGUGAAGGGGAUAAGCGGUGAAUAUUUUUCAGACAGUAACUUGGCCAAAGCAAGUGCUCUGGGGAGUGAUGUUGAAUUGGGAAAGAAACUCUGGGAUUUCAGCAUGAAAUGGUUUAAGUAAAUCAUGUUGUCAUAUUGUGCUAUUCACUUGCCACUUUUACAUAAAGGUAUUAUUAUUUAUCUAAAAGGGUUAUGCCAAAGAAAAAAAGAUUUGUAUCCACACAAUUCCAAUUAUUUUAUACUUCCUUCUAAAUACUGUAAUUUUAAGAGUCACGUAUAAACUAUGAAUAAUGAAUGAUAUAUACACCCAUUUGAGAAAGUAAACUAAUGGAUUAGACGCUUUUUAUUGGCAUUUGCCGUUA